AUGCUGUCCAACUGGGGAUGGAAAUAUGUUCUUUUCUAUGAUGCUGUGUACAUAGGUUGCUAUACAGGGAGUUCAUCAGAGCAAGUCCUACAGGAUACAUGUUUUUUGGAUGAUGGCGAGAUGACUGUCAUCCAAUGCCAAUCCAGCUGUGCUGAGAGGGGCUAUCAGUAUGCUGGGCAUGGCUUUGGUAGGGGGUGCUACUGUGGCCAUGCCAUCCAGAAACCAAACACUAUACAAAGUAACUGCUACUGUUGGGAAGAUCCAGCUAGUGCCUGUACAGAAACUAACAGACUGACAAUCUACCAUUUGGAACUUAGUCAAGAUUCACCUUACAACUAUAAAAACACAAUUUUCAAAGGCUGCUAUAAGACACCAGACAAUUCAACCAAGGCAUUUCCACUCAUAGCCUUGAUGCCUGCAAUGACUGUAGGAAAAUGUGUAGACUUCUGCACUGAAAAGAAACUUUCCCUGGCAGUUCUGGCAGGCCAGCAGUGCCUCUGUGGGUUUUCCACCGUACAUUUCCCCCUACAUGCUCAGGAGAACAUGAAAAGGUGCCUGUAUCACUGUCCUGGACAGUCACAUGAAAACUGUGGAACACAAAUGUACAAUGUUGUGUAUCAGACUGAGGUGCAAGACAAUCGCUGUACGGACAGAAGUUUCCUCUUUGCUCAACCAAAGCAGCUUAUGGCCUUGGCAAGCUUCCCUGGGUCGGGAAACACCUGGGCGCGUCACCUCAUCGAACUUGCAACAGGGUUUUACACUGGAAGCUACUAUUUUGACAGGUCCCUCUAUGAAAAAGGAUUUAAAGGGGAAAAGGAUAACUGGAAGAGUGGGAGAACUAUCUGCAUUAAGACCCACGAGAAGGGCAAACAGGAGAUUGAGGCAUUUGACUCAGGCAUCCUCCUGAUCCGAAACCCCUACAGAACCCUCAUGGCAGAGUUCAACCGCAAAUAUGGUGGCCAUAUUGGAUUUGCACCCAUGCUUUUGUGGAAAGGAGAAACGUGGGCCAAGUUUGUGGAGGUGUAUGCAGACUUGUGGGCCUCACACACUUUAGCCUGGCUGAACUACAGCGAGCAACUGUAUGUGGUGUAUUACGAGGAGUUGAAGAGGGACAUGUUUAUUCACCUGAGAGGCCUUGUGCUCUUCCUGGGCCUGCCGCUGUCUGUGGACCGUCUGCUUUGUACAGAGAGUCAAAAGAGUGGGACAUUCAAGCGCUCGGGCCUGCUCAAGCUGGAGUAUGACCCCUUCACAGCAGACAUGCGAACCAGCAUUGAUUACCUUGUCAAAAGAGUGGACCUUGCUCUCAGAGCGAAGAAUUUAACCGGGGUGCCGGAUGAGUAUCACCUCAGGUAAAUCAGGGUCGAUAACUCCCAUGCAUCUGGCGUGACACUCACGCUUUCAGCACCAAUCUCACGCUCUCACGCACACGCAAGAAAUGUCACGCCAAAUCCAUUCUUUUUUUUUGCAAUCCGUUCAUUUUUUGUUGAUGACUAGACUAGACCACAGCAUUGUUUCUAAAUGACAGGAUACGAGUUUAAGGCAUACAUAUGUCUAGACCAACCGCAGGUAAACAGCGCAGUUUUAUCUGAUUGUUGAUUUGCUGACUAGGCUAUUUUAAUCCGGUCCGCGACACCUUCACGGAACACGCUGCUAUUUAGACAUGAGGCAGACCGACAUAAAGUGUGGCCGCCCAUUCUUCUCUAGGAACUACUCGCGAAGUAGCCUCACAGACACAUGAAAUAACUUUUUCUUAUCUUUUAUAAGGUGCUAUAGCCGCUAUUUGCUGCGAGAAAAUUAACUUUCAAGAAAUAAUCAUAUUAGGCUACUAGGCCUAUAGCUCUGCGCUCAUUUCAAUUCAUAUAGGUGGAAUAUCUCACAAACUUUUCUUUCCACACAUGACAAACCGUAAACCAGAAUAAACAGCAGGCCUUACCGAACACAAGGUGUAAUGCAAUCCCCUGUACAAUACGUCGUUCCAAAGUAAUCCGGU
Alosa sapidissima (American shad) is the source of this 1990-nucleotide messenger RNA. Its product is annotated as WSC domain-containing protein 2-like. The record is from RefSeq and is a predicted model, not a curated record. NCBI's taxonomy places the organism in Eukaryota, Metazoa, Chordata, Actinopteri, Clupeiformes, Clupeidae. The coding region runs from base 1 to 1353 and encodes 450 amino acids. The transcript is spliced from 8 exons.